CGCGCUGUCGACGGUGUCUGGACCGGGGCGGGUGGCCGGCGAGGCAGUUUGGGCCUUCGCUUCGCGGGGCGAGCGUGCGUGGCGGUGCAGGCGUGCGGCGGGGACCGGCCCAUGCCCCACUCGCGGCCCGGGCCCCGGCGGGGCGCGGGCGAGGGCGCCGAGGCGGCCGGGCGCGACGAGCUGCUGUCGCGCUCGCUGCAGAGCGCCGAGCACUGCCUGGGCGCCCGCGACUUCGGCACGGCCUACGCCCACUACCUGCUGGUGCUCAGCCUGGCGCCCGAGCUCAAGGACGGCGUCAAGGAAACCUUUCAGUACACGCUCUUCAGAUGGGCUGAAGAGCUUGAUGCUCUCAAUCGGACUCAAGACUUGCUGGGUUGCUAUGAGCAGGCCUUUGAACUAUUCCCUGAUGAUGAAGUGAUCUGCAAUAGUAUGGGGGAGCAUCUUUUCAGAAUGGGUUUCAGAGAUGAAGCAGCCGGGUAUUUCCAUAAAGCAGUGAAGCUAAAUCCUGAUUUCAGUGAUGCAAAGGAGAAUUUUUAUCGUGUUGCCAACUGGCUGGUCGAGCGCUGGCACUUCAUCAUGCUGAACGACACCAGGAGGAACACGGUGUAUAAUGCAGCCAUCCGAAAGGCGGUUGGCUCGGGGGCUAGCAGCGUUUUGGACAUUGGAGCAGGAACUGGAAUAUUAAGCAUGUUCGCUAAAAAUGCUGGUGCACGCUCUGUGUAUGCUUGUGAGUUAUCCAAGACCAUGUAUGAACUUGCGUGCGAUGUCAUAGCAGCCAACAAGAUGGAAGCAGAAAUCAAACUCUUGCAUAUGAAAUCGCUGGACAUAGAAAUUCCAAAACACAUUCCUGAAAGAGUGUCCCUAGUUGUAACAGAAACUGUCGAUGCAGGUUUAUUUGGAGAAGGAAUUGUGGAGAGUUUGAUUCAUGCAUGGGAACAUUUACUUUUGCCACCAAAGACCACAGGUAGUCAUGAUGAUUGUGAAAAAUUUGGAAAAGUUAUACCAGCAAGUGCUGUUAUGUUUGGCAUGGCAGUUGAAUGUGCAGAGAUAAGAAGACAUCAUAGAGUAGGGAGUAAGGACCUUGCUGGCAUCUGUUUGCCCCCAAAUGUGAAGUUCCGGAGCCCGUCUUACACGGCUGCAGAUACCGAAGAGACGGUGGAGCCGUAUACGACGGAGAAGAUGAGCCGGGUCCCAGGCGGGUACACGGCGCUGACACAGAGCUUCGAGAUCCUGACAGUAGAUUUCAACAGCCCUCAGGAAUUAAAAAAUCUUGCAACCAAAAAACCCAACAAAAUGGCUAUUCCUGUGGUUAAAGAAGGCGUCUGGGAUGCUGUUGUGGUGUGGUUCGUCCUCCACCUGGAUGCGGAGCACAGUCUGUCCACCAGCCCCAGCGAGGAGACGUGUUGGGAGCAGGCAGUGUACCCUGUGCUGGACCUCGCAGACUACAGGAUAAAACCUGGGGACCACGUGAUGAUGGAGGUGUCAUGUCAGGAUUGUUAUUUACGGAUCCAGAGUUUCUGUGUCUGCAGUUCCGAUUCAGAAAUGGAUGUUGGGAAGAGUUCCGCUGGGGAGAAAGACUUGUCCCCUGUGGGGCCCGAGGCUGAACUCUGCAGCGCGCUGGCCAACCUUCAGACCAGUCGGCCGGACGCUGUGGAGCAGACCUGCAUGCUGGAGUCCACGGAAAUCGCCUUGCUCAAUAACGCCCCCUACCACGAAGGCUUCAGACUGGCCAUGAGCAAAGUGUUUUCUUCCCUCGCCCCCGAGACGCCAUGUCCGGAUAGCUCGGAGCCUCGCCUCGUGGGUGCUGGCGAGAGUCCCGACCCGAGCGUCCCUGAGCCUUUCUACGUGCUGGAUGUGUCCGAAGGCUUCUCUCUCCUGCCUCUGAUCGCGGGCGCUCUGGGCCAGGUUCGACCGUACAGCUCCGUGGAGAAGGACCAGCAUCGCCUCACCCUGGACCUCAUCUCGGAAGCCAACCGCUUUCCUAAGGACGCCCUGGAGUUCUGGCUGAGGCACGUGGAGGACGAGUCCGCUGUGCUGCAGAGGCCGCGCUCGGACAAGCUGUGGAGCAUCAUCAUCCUGGACGUGAUCGAGCCGUCGGGGCUCAUCCAGCAGGAGAUCAUGGAGAAGGCCGCCAUAUCCAGAUGUUUGCUGCAGUCGGGAGGCAAGAUCUUCCCUCAGUAUGUGCUGAUGUUCGGGCUGCUGGUGGAGUCCCAGACGCUGCUGGAGGAGAGCGCUGUGCAGGGCCAGGAGCGGACUCUCGGGCUAAACAUAGCGCCUUUCAUUAACCAGUUUCAGGUGCCUGUGCGUGUGUUCCUGGACCUGUCCUCGCUGCCCUGUGUGCCUCUGAGCAAGCCUGUGGAGCUCCUGCGGCUGGACUUGAUGACGCCGUAUCUGAACACGGCUCACAGAGAAGUCAAGGUGCCCAUUUGCAAAUCCGGACAGCUUACAGCCAUCCCCUUCUGGUAUCACAUGUACCUCGACGACGAGGUCAAGUUGGAUACUUCGAGUGAAGCCUCGCACUGGAAACAAGCCGCAGUGGUGUUGGACCGCCCUGUCCAGGUGCAAGCAGGGGACGAACUCGUGCUCAGUGUCCAGCACCACAAAAGCAGCGUAAGCAUCACAGUGAAGCAGUGAGCUGGAUUCCAGGGCCAGCCCCAGCCUUCUGCUCUGCGUGCAGUGGACUGCCAUGACACAUGGGCGUCGGUGGGAGUCUU
Molecule: messenger RNA, 2714 nt
Organism: Sorex fumeus (smoky shrew)
Lineage: Eukaryota; Metazoa; Chordata; Mammalia; Eulipotyphla; Soricidae
Gene: PRMT9
Product: protein arginine methyltransferase 9
Exons: 12
Coding region: 112-2634 (840 amino acids)
Biological process (GO): peptidyl-arginine methylation
Molecular function (GO): protein-arginine omega-N monomethyltransferase activity; protein binding
Source: RefSeq, a predicted model, not a curated record